Chanos chanos (milkfish) is the source of this 2445-nucleotide messenger RNA. Its product is annotated as KIAA0513 ortholog. The transcript is spliced from 12 exons. Lineage: Eukaryota; Metazoa; Chordata; Actinopteri; Gonorynchiformes; Chanidae. The coding region runs from base 103 to 1398 and encodes 431 amino acids. The record is from RefSeq and is a predicted model, not a curated record.
GUGUGUACAGGCGACACCCCCGUGUGUAAAGAACAGAAGUGUCUCCUGUAAGUUCGUUACUAAGGCAACCACAGGACGUCAGUUGCCCCCCCUUAAAUCAGGAUGGAUGGCGCAGCGGUGGAAAACCUCAUAGACUUCGAUAUGCCCUCGAGUUCGGAGGAUACAGCGGCUCCUGCUGCCGGUCCUCCCGACAGCUCUGACAUUUUCUCCUCUGAGCCUCUCGUCUCAGAGGCGGCACUUGCACCCCCCAUGGAGCCCCUCCUACCGGAGCCAAUCGCCCCAACGCCGGCCGAACACGGGGAGAGGGGACACGGGGCCAAUGACAGCGACGCCACAGAGUCAGCAGACAGUGAGAACGAAAACUCUGAUUCACACUCACAGCCCUGGAGCUCCCGUCGAUCAUCCUCCUCGUCCAAUCACAGCGCAGAGGGGGCGGAUGUGGCCGAACGGCGGGAGUUCAUGAAGGCCUACGUGGAGAAACUCUUCCACGGCAGGGAGGACUUUGAUCAGGAGGAGAAAGCUCGCUUCGGGGAGCUGUGCAGCGGAGACAAUGGCAAAGGCAGGGAGUGGUUCGCCAAAUACGUGAGCGCACAGCGCUGCAAUUCAAAGUGUGUUAGUGAACAGACCUUCUAUCGACUGGUGCAGUCAUUUGCGGUUGUUCUGUUUGAGUGUUACCAGAUGGAUGACUAUGGUCCCGCCAAAAACCUGAUGACAAUGUGCUUCACGUACUAUUACGUUGGCAAGCUCCAGCUGUCCCCCACAGAGCUACUGGAGAGGCCAACAGGAGGUAUCGAUUCGUACCUGCGCAGCGGCAAAGUUUGGCUGUCCGGUACGAAAGACAAGGCCGAACGGCUUCUGAAAAACACCUCGGCCAAGACGGACGUCAAGAGCUUCCUGGGCGGCCUGGAAAGCAAGCUGAGGGGACCUUUGACCCGUAAGAAUGAAGAGGCAGAGAGUCCAGCGGAGGGGAAGCCCAAAACACCAGUGUCUCCCCCACAAUCCCCUGAGGAGAAGAAAGGGGAGAAGAUUUACCUGUACACACACCUGAAGCAGCAGCCCAUCUGGCACACGUUGAGGUUCUGGAACGCUGCGUUUUUUGAUGCUGUUCAUUGUGAGAGGAACAAAAGAUCACCGACUACCAGGCGGACGGCUGAGGAAGAGAAAGAUGAGAGGGAGAAGUGGUGCCAUAUGACUCAAGAGGAGAAAGAGGACAGUUCCAGAUUUAAUGAGAACAUCACCUUCGGACAGCUGGGAACGUUCACUCAUAACAUGCUGGCCUUUGGACUGAGUAAGAAGCUCUGCAAUGAUUUUCUAAAGAAGCAGGCAGUCAUUGGAAAUCUCAACGAAGAGCAGUACAAGUUGCUAAGCGACCACAUUGAGCAGAUGGCUGUGGAGUAAUCGGCACAGAGAAAGACACUACGGCUUCCGCAUCCGUCCCCACUGUUUCAGUUCAGCACCCCACUCAUAACAUAUCCAAUAGAACAUCAGCCUCAGCAAAGCAACACGUCACAACCGGUUCACGUCAGCCAAGGCUGGGCCGCACACAGGUCUGGCCAGAUCUGCUUCAGUUGAGGAGCUUCAAACAACCAAUACAAAUCGAUUUUUCAGUUUUCAGAUCAGUUAAAUUGCUCGAAAACCCACACUGCCUAAUAGAAUGCAUUUCCAGUUCUGAUUCAGGGAGUAAUCCAGGAACACUCGGGUGGUGGUCAGUGUCAGUCAAUGAACUGCAAUACUGUAUCUUUAGAAAGCCGCUUCAAAGCCACAGUGAAACAGUCUAGUCUCACGAUCAGCCAGUAAUCCUGAUAUAUUCGGUGUGGUCCGUCCAGAGCUAAAACUCAGGAGGUAAAUCUAAAAAGACAAACACAGUUUUAAUUUUUGCCAGUAAAGCUACCACUGCAGUUUAGCGCGAGGCAAUGAAUGUCCUUUCACGAGACAUCUCUUACUGAUCGGUUGUGUCGCAUGACCACAUAGUCUUCAGUCAAAAACAGUUUCCAGCAAAGAAUCCGCACUGACCCAACUCAGCUUUGUAUUCACAACGUUAAUACAAUUCUGAUCUGAACGAUGUCAUAUUGGCGCUUCGUUCACGACAGUUCGAGUCAAAGACAUCAAUCCACCGUUAAAUAUUUCUGCUCACUAAGUGUUUUAAGGGGAUGAGUUCCAGGUGUUAAUACACUCUUCUCUCCUUAUUCUCCUUUAUAAGUGGCAAUAGUUUGUCUGUUUAUCAGUGCCCUUCAAAAGAUCCUCAACUCUAACUAAACAUAUCUGCAUAUUCUUCUAUCGUUCUGUUUAUUGUAUUUUGAUACGUGGUUUUUUUUUUCUCCGCCUAACUGCAUUUUUUGGCUAUCAGCGUCUUCCGCGUUUUCUACUGUGUGUUCCCAUUUAUUUACCUUUCUAAUCAGAGUAUUAAUGUUCACACCCUUUGUAAUAAAUGUCCACCCCAGAGAA